AUGAGAGUUUCAGUAGACGGGUUCUCGAGGGAAAAGUGUGGGACGUCCCCUCUCUGGUGGAACGAUGAGCUGAGAAAGGUCGCCGGUUAUGGCUGGAUGAGGAAAGCGGAAAGUCAUGCCCUGGAGCGGCGCCUUGAGGAGGACUACGAGAUCACAAAAGAGCAGUCUUGGCGUUUUAAUGAGCUCCCUGCAUACUAUUCAGCAUUUGACAUUGCGAAGUCUGCGAGAGACGCGGUGAAUUUAAGCUUUCGCCGCGACAAAGUUCCAUCUCGUAAUAAAGCUGAAAGCAAAUGGGACCCGGUCGCAUCCGCGGCGUCAAACUCGUCCAAUUACACU
Molecule: messenger RNA, 336 nt
Organism: Iphiclides podalirius (scarce swallowtail)
Lineage: Eukaryota; Metazoa; Arthropoda; Insecta; Lepidoptera; Papilionidae
Source: the annotation of a GenBank genome assembly